UUUUUUUUUCCUCUUCUCCUCCUCUCUACUACUGUGUCCAUGGAUCCUUUUCAGCCAUUGCAGCUCAAGGGAGAAGUUAUGGAUCUCGAGUUUACUAUCGACACUGACCACCGAAAGAGAAGACGGAACCGGACGACUCAGAGUUGUCUCAACUGCCACACGUCAAAACGCAAGUGUGAUCGGAAAAGACCGUGUCAGAGAUGUAUACAGCUGGGCUUGACCGGACUGUGUGUGUACGAGAUUGAUGACCCCGCCUUGAGAGACGAUCCCUCUGUGGACGAAACAACACGACUCCGAAACAGAAUCGCUGAACUUGAGAGCCUCGUCCGAGAACUCCGAGGCAAACCCCACCCGCGCUGGGCCGACAGCUCCUUCCGGGAUGGUGACCCCAACGAAAAAUGGCACUCCCGAGCAACGAAAUGCGCCCCCCUCUCCGCCAAACGGCGCGCCCCAUCUCCAUCCAUCAAAACAGAAGCACCCCCAGACGGGGGGUCCGCCCCAACGUCCUCAACGACGCUCUACCGCUUCUCGCCCUCCCCUCCUGCCCCCGCCCCGCCCUCGAUGAGGUACCACCAGAAUCUGUCCGAGUACAGCAACGGCGCCGGGAGCGGGUCCUACCACUCUUCGCCCGGGUCGGGGUAUGGGAACGGGAACGGGAAUGGGAACGGGUACUCUGAUGGGGGAGACUACGCUCGUGGUGACCGGUACGACGGGGCAGCGGGGGAUCAUCCCUACUGCUCAUGCCGGACCAGCCCCGGGGCGAGCCACACAUACAUGAACCUCUCGCACCAACUCCAGAGCACGCUCACUGCCCUCCGGCAAUACAGCACCCAUCCCGCCAACACGCCCUGCCUGCUCUACCGGCGCAUCGCAGAGCUUCAUAACCUCAUGCAGUUUAGGACCAACGAACCAGAAGGCCCGACGUACGAUAGCAAUACCCCGACGGACAGCGAGAUCCUGACACCUCUAUCGGCGUCGAGCAGCACACACGGCGGACCGCCGUUCCACAACAGCUCCCCCCCAGGCGGGGUAUCACCGCACGAAUGGAACACCAUGUCGACGCCCAACUACAACCCCUACUUUCCCAUGCAGUCCAAUGAACACGGGGGAAUGUAUAACCAUAUCAUUACCUGAACGAAUGGACGUCUUUGAAUGUUUUUAGCUAGCUACAUCUUGGACUCGUUGUAACGUACAUUGGACUUGCGAGUAUAUCCCCCUCAAUGUUGUGUUUUUUUUUUUUU
Messenger RNA from Guyanagaster necrorhizus, 1241 nucleotides. RefSeq lists its product as uncharacterized. Lineage: Eukaryota; Fungi; Basidiomycota; Agaricomycetes; Agaricales; Physalacriaceae. Gene Ontology annotation, biological process: regulation of DNA-templated transcription. The coding region runs from base 40 to 1134 and encodes 364 amino acids. The record is from RefSeq and is a predicted model, not a curated record. The transcript is spliced from 7 exons. Gene Ontology annotation, molecular function: zinc ion binding; DNA-binding transcription factor activity, RNA polymerase II-specific.